GCGAAAAGGUACCUCGCUGCACUCCACCCGAAACUGACGUUUAUAUUCCGUCUCUCAAUGAAUCCUUUAUAGUUUCAACCGAACAUCGAAUUACCAAGAGUUAAUUUUCCGCUUUCAAUACAAAUUAAAAUCCGUUCUGUGAAAAAUUUUUGUGAGAUGAAAAACUUCGACUCAUCAUAGUGACAAUAAAUUUCUCCCGAAUGAUAGAUACCUGUUGAUGAUCUCAUUUCACAUCGUCAUUGAUAUCUGAAUUCAUCGACAAACCUACUGUGUGGUGAAAUCGAAAUUUCGAGAGGUAUACGGGGAAAUUUUAGGUGAAGAUGAUGAAUGGGAGCAGCACGGUUGUUGAUGAGACUAGUAAAGUACCUGUUAAGAAGCUGGCUCCAUUGAGACCGUGGAAUGAAAAUGUUGCGGAGAGUGAUCUAGAUGUGCCAGGAACACCCAGAACACCAAGAACAUCAACAACCCCAGGCCAUGAAAAGUGUACGUUUCAUCACGACUUGGAGUUGGAUCAUCGACCACCAACGAGGGAGGCCCUUUUACCAGAGAUGUCGAGGAGUUACAGGUUGCUACUAGGGUCUCUCGGUGAGGAUCCCGAUCGAGAGGGCCUCCUGAAAACCCCUGAACGAGCUGCCAAGGCCAUGCUCUUCUUCACCAAGGGAUAUGAUCAAAAUAUCGAUGACGUGAUAAACGACGCUGUCUUCGAUGAGGAUCACGACGAGAUGGUAGUGGUGAAGGACAUCGAGAUGUUCUCCAUGUGUGAGCAUCAUCUAGUUCCAUUCUAUGGAAAAGUCUCAAUCGGCUAUCUGCCCUGCAAGAAAAUUCUCGGACUCAGUAAACUCGCAAGAAUCGUAGAAAUCUUCAGCAGACGUCUUCAAGUCCAAGAGCGCCUAACGAAGCAAAUAGCAAUAGCCGUGACAAAAGCGGUUCAACCCGCUGGAGUAGCUGUUGUCGUCGAAGGAGUUCACAUGUGCAUGGUUAUGCGUGGAGUGCAGAAGAUCAACAGCAAGACCGUGACCUCCACUAUGCUGGGAGUCUUCAGGGAUGAUCCUAAAACACGAGAGGAAUUUCUCAAUCUUGUUCAUACAAAAUAGAAUCUCAAUAAAUCCCUAUUUUGAUUGUCGAACGAGGGACGAGUGAGUGUUGAGGAUGACAUGGGGGUCCUCUUCAUGAGAAAACUCUGACUCAUUCGUGGAGCCUAUGACAUCUUCAAUAAUCUCUAGAUAAAGUAUACAACAGCUACGAAAUAUAAACCCAAAUCACAACGAAAACGAGAGAAACUUGGAGACGAGAUUGAAACUGCGAAUGUUGUGAUAAGUGACAAUAAUCUAGUUAUUUGAGGCUUAAAUUAUCACUAAACGAUAAUUGUGCAAGUUUCUCUUGUUGAUGGAGGUGCAGGCGAGAAGAAUAAUCUCUAUCUCGACUGAAUUACAACUGACGUUUCCCUCUUGCAAUGACAUUUCACAAUAACCAAGGUUAAACGUCUGAAGCGUAGCUAGUUCUCGUGAGAUUCAGCAGCCAUGGAUCUCAUGAUAAGUGAUAAAAUUAAACUUCACAGGGAUGAAAAACUUUAACGAAAGUAUAUCGCAGUCGAAAGUGAAUUUUUAUUAUUUUUUAGGCCUGUUGAAACUGCCGAAUUGUCUAACUUAUGAAUUAUUUAAGAUUAGUAGAUUGGGAGAUAAAUGAACAAAUUCUCAAACAAGUCUUGUUUGGGCCAAAGAAAAUAGGAGAGUACGAAGUACUAAUGCUACAUGCAUAAAAAAAUUUGAUUGCAAAAUCUAGCGAAUUCGCUAAACAAUUCUGUUGGAUUUCUAUUGAAC
Diachasma alloeum is the source of this 1820-nucleotide messenger RNA. It is a transcript of the gene Pu, whose product is annotated as GTP cyclohydrolase 1. Gene Ontology annotation, molecular function: zinc ion binding; GTP cyclohydrolase I activity; GTP binding. The record is from RefSeq and is a predicted model, not a curated record. Gene Ontology annotation, cellular component: cytoplasm. Bases 321 to 1094 code for a protein of 257 amino acids. The transcript is spliced from 5 exons. Gene Ontology annotation, biological process: tetrahydrofolate biosynthetic process; tetrahydrobiopterin biosynthetic process. NCBI's taxonomy places the organism in Eukaryota, Metazoa, Arthropoda, Insecta, Hymenoptera, Braconidae.